AUGAUAGUAGUCCGGAAUCAACUGCCUCUGCACCAUCUGCUUUGGCUCCUACAUCACCCAGACCCCGUAAAUAACAGUCUUCUACUAGCUCCUAGGUGCCAAACUAACCAAGUUCGUUGUUCAGCUCGCUCUCCACCGCGCAAGAGACUGCCUGAAACUUUUACAGAACGCAAUCUGACAGUGACCGCUUUGUGGGAUCUUAUAAAGCGAAGGCAGGUUGUACACAUCCGUGGCACCCCAGCUACAGGGAAGUCGACCCUGGCCCAUCUGCUCGCGAGACACGUAUCGAUUCUUGAACCAGGGUUGGAAGUAUAUCACCUGUGUUGGCCAGAAUCUUUUGACUACCUAUCCAAGUCAGCACCGUACAGUUAUCUUCUAAACAAUUUAGCGCGUCGCUCUCAGGACCGCGAUGAUUGGAUGGACAUUGAUGGACUGCUAAUAAUUGACGAGGCUCAGGCCUCUUACCGGUACUCUAGCCUGUGGAAUGACCUGAUCAAAUUUUUAGAGCCUGGGUUCGGUCUGAGAGUCGCGUUAUUCUCAUCUUACGGCUCGGCUUCUGCUCUUGUCCAAGAGGCAUCAACGUUAACUCCUCUGAAACUCAAUUCAAACCAGCGUAUCUCCCUCAAGCGUUCUGCAGAGCACCCGGAUUUGUGCCUCCUGCUAUCACAUGACGAAUUCCAUGAUCUCGUGUACCGCCGCUGCCAGUCGUAUGGCGAUUCCCAGCCGUUUCGUCCGUCCGCUGAGUUGAUUGAGCACCUCUUUGGAAUGACUCAGGGACAUGCAGCAGCAUCGGCUUGUGUUCUAGAAAUUCUAUCGGAGUCAAAGGAACUUAGAUGUUUUCGGAGACGUGCCCUACCGAUCCCCCUCGUGAACGCAAUCAAAUUCAUACAGACCGACAAGUUUCUUAAGGCAGCCUUGAAUUAUGCGAAGUUUGCCCGCGGUCUGGUAUCGGAAGAGGUACUCCAGAAAAUGCCAGAUCUGGUUAAAUUCUUACAGACUGCUGUUUCACAAAACUUUGUUUCAGGAGACCCAGCCCCUGGUACGCCCCUGGAGCUGUGUUACCGAAAUGGAUGGUUGCAGGCAGAACUGUCUAGUGAUGAUUCUACAGUUUAUGUCUUCGCCUCGCCGCUACACAGAAGAUGCACUGAAUUUCUCCUUCCUCAGCCAAGUGUACCGUUUCCGCGCUCACUAUAUCCCACACUCAAGGCGUUUUCAUUCUCCGUUCUUCAUAUGUUCAGCUCUGUUGCGCUGAAUAUCGAAGCACCCCUGAGCGACAGCGCUGUUUCACGACCCCUAGAAGCAGGUUAUCAAGACGAAUACUAUAGGGCAAGUUUUGAACUGCUUGGCAACCUUUACCUUAAAUCAGAAUGGGCCGGGACUCAGCAGACUGGCUGGGUAGACUUCGCGAUCCCAUCUGAAAAGUGGAUCGUAGAGUGUGUUCGGGAUGGAGACAAGCCCAAGGAGCACAUCGAGCGCUUUCAAACGACUGGGAAGUACAGACAGUGGAUAAGCAAUCAGGAGGUGCAGGAAUUCAUUCUCCUAGAUUUUAGACGAUCCAUCCCAAGAAAACAGAGAGGGAUUGACUGGCUUUUCCAUGUCGUCUUCGCUGAAGAUUUCUCCUCUUAUACGGUAUAUGACUCCGACUGCAAGGUUGUGCCGGGCGAAAGCCAGAUUGCUUUAUUGCGGUGA
Aspergillus glaucus CBS 516.65 is the source of this 1689-nucleotide messenger RNA. RefSeq lists its product as uncharacterized. Bases 1 to 1689 code for a protein of 562 amino acids. The transcript is spliced from 4 exons. The record is from RefSeq and is a predicted model, not a curated record. Lineage: Eukaryota; Fungi; Ascomycota; Eurotiomycetes; Eurotiales; Aspergillaceae.